GCGGAAGACCAUAUCGAUUAACAGAGAAAAAGCAAGAAUAAUUCGCAGCACAACACGAAACUAAGACCCAGAAGCAGCCAUCAAAAUUUAGUCCACAAGCAACAAAGACUUUCUCUCGGCCUUCCAAGUUCUUCACCGGACGGCGGGAAGAAGACGAUCCACAUGGCUUUGAAGCAAACCAACAAUCGUCUUUGAGGAUCGGACGGAGCUUGUUCACGCCAGAGCAUGGAUGCUGAGGUGCCUAAACCGAAGUCGAAUUUCGUCGAUAAUAGUAAGAGGAAGAAUUUUGAGGGUCCAAUUGGCGAUGGGGUUCGUGUGAAUAAGAAGACCUUGCAGGCUGUGUUGGAGCAGUGUCAGAGAGCUCUCGAAUCGCUUAAUGAUUCCAACGGGCUCGAUGAAAGCGAGGGGAAUGAUGGGGGUGAAGAUGAAGAUGAUCGGCUCGGUGAGGGUUCGGAGUCUGUGCGAGGUGACCGAGAAGCCGACGAGUUGUGCGAUCUUCUUAAAUCUAAAGUUGAAUGCCGCGACUUUCUUGAAAAGCUAGAGGAUGCUCAAGCAUUAGUUCCGCAAAAUACAUUAGAAGAAUGUAGUUCUUGGGAUGUGGUCAGUGAUGUGGAUCUAUGGGAAAGUGGUGAUGCUCUAGAUCAAGAUGGGUAUGUUGUUGUGAAGCAAGAGGAUAUAGUAGAUGGUAUUGCUUGCUUCAUGGCUGCAUACUUAUUGUCUUUAAAGGAAACUAAGGAAUUGUCUCCUAACCAACUACAGAAUGCCCUUUGCAAAACAUUUUCAGUGAAGAAGAGAAAAGGGAAACUCCGGAAGGCUUGGGAUGGAAGCAAGGUCAUUUAUAAUGUGGCAUCCUGGGGAGCUACUGCAGUUGGGAUAUACCAGAACCCUGUGAUUCUAAACGCUGCUUCGAAAGCCUUCUGGACUUCGUGCCAAGUAAUAUCAAAGCUUCUCUAGUAUAAUUUGUGGUUUUCCCAUUGUAAAUAUGUUGCUGCUGCUCAAAUGUAGGAUCUGAAAAAGAAAAUUGUUGGCUUUGGGUUUAUUCUUUCAUGCCUCUGAUUAAUUCCUUUAAGAAUACACUCUUGUAAAUGUUUCUUCUCUUAGGAUGUUUCGUUGGAUGAAAGUUCUUUAUUUAUGCCAUUUCUUCUAACAUGGAAGCAACCA
Molecule: messenger RNA, 1161 nt
Organism: Cucurbita maxima (winter squash)
Lineage: Eukaryota; Viridiplantae; Streptophyta; Magnoliopsida; Cucurbitales; Cucurbitaceae
Exons: 6
Coding region: 226-954 (242 amino acids)
Source: RefSeq, a predicted model, not a curated record